AUGGCGCACCAGGAGAUCGAGCACACCCAGCUCCCCGUCCGCGGGAUCAACCUCCACGUCGCUCAGGUCGGCAAAGGUGAACUGGGGACGGUGGUGUUCCUGCACGGCUUCCCGGAGAUAUGGUACUCGUGGCGCCACCAGAUGCUGGCCGUGGCCGCGGCGGGGUACCGCGCCAUCGCGCCGGACUGCCGCGGGUACGGGCUGUCCGACCAGCCGCCGGAGAACGAGGAGGACUCCUGGGUCUGGGACGACCUCGUCGCGGACGUGCUCUCCAUCCUCGACGCGCUCUCCAUCCCAAAGGCGUUCUUGGUGGGCAAGGACUUCGGCGCCAUGCCGGCGUACGAGUUCGCGCUGCAGCACCCGGACCGCACCUGCGGCGUGGUGUGCCUCGGCAUCCCCUUCAGCCCCGUUCCCUUCUCCUUCGACACCAUGCCCGAGGGCUUCUACGUCCUGCGCUGGGGUGAGCCUGGUAGGGCGGAGGCCGACUUCGGGCGGUACGACGUGAGGCGCGUGGUGCGCACCGUCUACGUGCUCUUCUCCGGCGCCGAGAUCCCGAUUGCCAAGGAAGGGCAGGAGAUCAUGGACCUGGCCGACCUGUCCACUCCCCUCCCGGAGUGGUUCACCGAGGAGGACCUGGACGUCUACGCCAAGCUCUACGAGAAGUCCGGCUUCCGCUACCCGCUCCAGAUGCCAUACAGGUCUAUACACAAGAUGCCGAACCGGCUGGACGCCAAGUUCCAGGCCCCGGUGCUCAUGGUGAUGGGGGAGAAGGACUACUGCUUCAAGUUCCCGGGGUUCGAGACCGCCCUGCGCAGCGGCGUCAUGGACAACUUCAUGCCGGACCUCAAGAUCACCUACAUCCCGGAGGGGAGCCACUUCGUGCAGGAGCAGCUCCCGGAGCAGGUCAACGACCUGCUCCUCGACUUCCUCAAGGUCAAAGGCCACCCCGUCGCAUCGUGA
Miscanthus lutarioriparius is the source of this 960-nucleotide messenger RNA. The record is from the annotation of a GenBank genome assembly. NCBI's taxonomy places the organism in Eukaryota, Viridiplantae, Streptophyta, Magnoliopsida, Poales, Poaceae.